AUGGAACUAAUCAAGAGCACGCCAGCUGCCGGAUCGGAGCAACAACCGCAGCAGCCCCAAUCAAACGUGUACGAUGAAAUACGGCAGGAAAUUGACAAAAUGGACCCGUACGCCGAAACGAUCACGCUCACCUACCAUCUGCGCCAGUUUGCCGAACUGUUUCUAAGGCGCAUCAACGACGAUCAAACGCUCAAUACUCUCUUCGCUCACCUCAACGAGGCGGCCCUGGCGGAUAACAAGUUCGCCGUCAAGAUGGCGACCGUGUUCGGCUCACAUCAGCUCGGAGACGCCAUGAUACAGGAGACGAAAAUUCGCAAUGCCAUGAUCGGUACGCUGCAGCAAAACUUCCUCGCCAUCGAGCGGUUGAAGCAAAGUGAUCCGCAGCGUUUCUACAACUCCGUCACGCUGCUCGGUGAGUACUACAACCGGAAGAAGGUGCUUAACGGCCGGCGCAUCAACAUCCUCGGCCAGUCGUUGCUGCUGCUGCUGACGUCCGAGCUGGAGCAGGAGAUCACCAAAAGCGCUGCCACACAACAGCAACCACCGCACCAGAUGGAUGCCGAGUUUGCGAAGCUCCUGCUGGAGCAGAUAACACUGAACGGUGCGGUGGCGAAGGAAGACCACCGGAAGGAAAUCACCGAUCUGCUGUUCACGAUCCGCAAAGCCCUGAUCACCGUACCCAAUUUGUGUUCACGAACAAAAGCCUUCCUCCUGAUGGCGCUCGAUCUCUACCAUUCGAAUCUGCCGGAAGAUUUGUUCGCAAAGCUGUACAGCAAGUAUCUCAGCGAACCUCAGCAACCGGCGGUUCCAACCACAACUUCUACCCAAUCAAUUGAAUCGGUUCGCGAGGUGCCGCCUAGCGGUGAAUCGAAGCAACCCACGGCAAAUGGAGAAUGUACUGUUCGGGGGCAGCAGGAAAAAUCAUCACCGGAAGCGGUGGUCACACCAAAAGCCACUGGAAUCAGGGCAAACUCCAACUCACGGGGCACACCGGCCGGUGUUGGGAAACCACCAUCCCCCCAGAACGGUGCGCGCACAAUCCACGACAAGGAAAACACUCGCCGGUCAUCGUCACGCACCAAAGCGGCACCGGAAAAGAAGACACCUCCCGCGUCGCAAGCGUCCAAGCGAAACGUACGCGUCAGCGAGGACGGAAAGAUUGUGGCCACCAUUACCCGCGAUUCACCGGCGUCGCCGACUAAGAAAGCGCCACCCUCGCCAACGGUCGGAACCAUUCGGACGGAACGUUCGCCGGUAAAAAAAGGACUCUCCCCACGGUUGGAACGAUUAGCAGCACUACCGAAGAUUACCAUCACCUGCUCGACGCCGUCACCGAAGCGGCAGGCGGGUAACACCUCGGCCACAUCACCCCGGGCCGUUCUCGGUGUGGCGUCGGCAAAACAACAACAACAACUAUCGCCAAAGCAACCACCUAAAAGCCCCAUCCGACCGCCGACCCCGAAAAGCGUUCCGGAGAUGCAAAAAUCUCCUGGGGGUAAUGGUCAAAGUAGGGCUACACUUUCAUCACCCGCCCAAGGCACGAAUUCGGUUGAAACAAAUAAGUCAACAAAGGCUCCACAUGAUGCGGGAACUUUACCACCGAAAGAAUGCGGCGUCGGUGGCACUGAAAAACAUCACGAAAACGGUAAGACUACACCGAAGUCUUCGCCAUCUACCGAAGUCUCGAAAGAACUGACUAAUCAGAUGUCUAAUGGAAGAGAACGUAUAAACAAAAGUGAUUCAUCUUCUCUACACGCCUCUAAUGAUGCAGGCAAUCCUCCGGUCCUAGACAACGGUGUGACCGGAUCUGUGUCGAAUGGAACCUCCGACGGCACAGUGAAAGCUGAAAAUACCCAAGAAGCUCCCGAAGGUGCACUGAAACCCACGGUGAAAUCAUACUUCCGGGAGGAUAACAUGGAAAAUCUCUCCUGGGACGCCAUGAACGCGCUCGACGAUGACUCGCCGCAAAAGCUGAACCCUCACACGAAAUCGUUCCUAUCGUUUUUGGCCGAUCAUUGAUGUUGGGGCUGGUACAGUCGCUAGUCAAAAAGGGCAAAAGGAUACGUACUACUAUUACUACUUUUUGGUGGAUCUGAAGUAUUGUCGUACCUCACUCGGUCAAUAGAGGUAAUUGGGAAGAAUUUAUUUUAUAUUAAACUUUAUAUUGUGACGAUGGAUGAGGUAGAAACGAUUGUAGAAAUUAUAUAUGAUUGUAAACUAGAGAAGAUAAAAUUCAUCAGGCCACAGCUCAUCGAGAAAGACUGCUCAGAUAGAGAAUUAAUUUUAAUGGCAACUAUUGUAUAAAAAAUAAUGGCACGAUAGUAUACAAA
Molecule: messenger RNA, 2330 nt
Organism: Anopheles coustani
Lineage: Eukaryota; Metazoa; Arthropoda; Insecta; Diptera; Culicidae
Product: mucin-2
Exons: 2
Coding region: 1-2019 (672 amino acids)
Biological process (GO): regulation of translational initiation
Molecular function (GO): translation activator activity
Source: RefSeq, a predicted model, not a curated record